This is a messenger RNA of Hyaloscypha bicolor E, 447 nucleotides long. RefSeq lists its product as uncharacterized. The record is from RefSeq and is a predicted model, not a curated record. The transcript has a single exon. The coding region runs from base 64 to 303 and encodes 79 amino acids. NCBI's taxonomy places the organism in Eukaryota, Fungi, Ascomycota, Leotiomycetes, Helotiales, Hyaloscyphaceae.
GCUUCAGAACUGCAGCUCAUUUCCCCCUGAAAAUGGCAAGCGACUGCGAGUCACCUGGCGGCCAUGGGCGGAGAUCACCUGCAGAAAUGUCAUAAUCGCCUUGCAGCGAAUGUCUCGGUCCACUUGCCAACUCCUGUCAAUCGACAUUGCCAGCCCUCUCAUUACCCACGAUACGCAAUGGGAUGGAAGCUGCACGCAAUGCCUUCUUUAGUGGCGUCGAUUUCCACAGUUCCAAAUGUGACGAGUCCCAAUGCCACCACACUAUCGGAGUCCGGAUGCAACCCGGAUUACGUCCUAUUUUAGAGAGUGUCACAUAAACUCGGCCCAGGAAGGCCUCAUCCAGUUUCAGCCUCGCUCAGCCAUGCCGAGCACACUUCCAAUAACAGCCGCCCUCGGGACUCUCCAGAAAUCACACCACGUUGCGUUGCCAGCCGCCAUUGACCUCAU